Austrofundulus limnaeus is the source of this 1835-nucleotide messenger RNA. RefSeq names its product pyrimidinergic receptor P2Y4 (gene p2ry4). Gene Ontology annotation, biological process: G protein-coupled receptor signaling pathway. Lineage: Eukaryota; Metazoa; Chordata; Actinopteri; Cyprinodontiformes; Rivulidae. The coding region runs from base 434 to 1555 and encodes 373 amino acids. The transcript is spliced from 2 exons. The record is from RefSeq and is a predicted model, not a curated record. Gene Ontology annotation, molecular function: G protein-coupled UTP receptor activity. Gene Ontology annotation, cellular component: plasma membrane.
GCGGAUUCGUUUAGUUGCGCUCGACGCGCUCUUCCACCUGACCGGAAGUGACAUCACUUUAAAGAAAAGUGAAUAAAACUCUGGUAGGAGGGUUCAGCAGCUCUGGACUUCAGUGUGAAAGUGGCACACUGAGUUUUUGGGCGGUCUUCACGUUGUGAAACUUCCCGUUUCCUUCUCACACACACACACAAACACGCACACACACACACGCACACGCUCCUCCUGCCUGCUGCGCUCCGUGCGCUCAGUUACUGACUGGCAGCGCAGGAAUGGACUCCGCCGCGACUUUCUAGGAGCAAUAGUUUGUAAAAACAAACAUAAAGUUGAACUUUUAGACCUGAGAGGCGAUAAAACACCACGGGCUGAGAUGAAAAUUGAAAAGUGAGACAAGAGGAGUUUUUUUAAUGUACUUGGAUCUGUUUUGGUUUCUUGGAUGGAACGCCUCCUUCAGACGCCCCACAUGGAUUUGGUGACCAACAGCUCCAGUCCACUCAACCAAUCCCAAGUUUUCACCUCGAUCUUCAAUGUCAGCUGUCGCUUUGAUGAGGAGUUCAAGUACAUCCUGCUGCCCGUGUCCUACAGCCUGGUCUUUGUGUUCGGCUUCGUGCUCAACGCCGUGGCCUUGUGGGUGUUCCUGAAGAUGCGGCCRUGGAACCCCAGCUUGGUGUUCAUGUUCCACCUGGCUCUGUCAGACUUCCUGUACGUUCUCUCCCUGCCCACGCUCAUCUACUACUACGCCAACCGCAGCCACUGGCCGUUCGGCGUGGCCGCCUGCAAGAUCGUGCGCUUCCUCUUCUACGCCAACCUCUACUGCAGCAUCCUCUUCCUCACCUGCAUUAGCGUGCAUCGGUACUUCGGCAUCUGCCACCCCAUCAAGGCGCUGACCCUGUUGAAGUCGCGUCACGCCCACCUGGUGUGCGGUUUGGUGUGGUGCGCCGUGACCGUGUGCCUGGUGCCCAACCUCAUCUUCGUCACCACCUCCAGGAGAGACAAUGACACUCUGUGCCACGACACCACGAACCAGGAGUCCUUCCACGAGUACGUGGAUUACAGUUCUGUGGUCAUGGUGCUGCUCUUUGGGAUCCCGUUCAUCGUCAUUUUGGUGUGCUACUGYCUGAUGGCGCGGGCUUUGUGCCGGCCCAGAUGGGGCUUAAACGCCAGCCAGCAGGGCGUCAGCUCACGCCGCAAGUCCAUCAAGCUCAUCGUGGUGGUGCUGGUGGUGUUUGCCGUCAGCUUCGUCCCGUUCCACAUCACCAGGACUCUGUACUACACCGCCCGCGUGCUGGACCUGAACUGUGAAUUCCUCAACAUCGUGAACUUCACCUACAAAAUCACGAGGCCGCUGGCGAGCGUCAACAGCUGCAUUGAUCCCGUUCUGUAUUUCCUGGCCGGGGAUCACUACCGCACCAGAAUGGUGUCAGCUCUGACAGGAAGGAGAGAAACAAAAAGCAACUCCAAACCUGAGCAUGUGCAAACCCAGCCGAACAAUAACUGCAGCAUAGGUCUAGUCUGUAAGAACCCUGCAAUUACAGCCAUCGGAGAGGUUGAGGCAUGAAGUGGACUCUAAAAUAUUAAUGGAGAGUUAAAAAGUGAGGUCCUAUCGAAAGGUUACAAACAAAAAAUAUCUUACCUGUUCUUGAUUGCUCUUUAAAUAACGUAGGUUUGAAGAAAUACAGUUGGAUCUGCCCUGACUGAUGAGUUAACAGCUACUUGGAUUUUCUUUGGCUUUUGAUUAAGACAGAGUUUGAGGUUCACUUAGAGCUGAUGUUUUUUUUUUAAUAGUGUUUCUUUAUUUUAUUUUAGUCUUUGACUAAACAGUACAGCACUUUGGUCAG